Molecule: messenger RNA, 246 nt
Organism: Protopolystoma xenopodis
Lineage: Eukaryota; Metazoa; Platyhelminthes; Monogenea; Polystomatidea; Polystomatidae
Source: the annotation of a GenBank genome assembly
AUGCUUACUCCGUUUCGUGAGGUCCCCUAUUCCUCUCCGCCAGGGUUCUCAGCUCGACCACCACCGCUUUGUCGGGCCCUGUUUCGUGCUCUUCCUUUCUCCCUCUUCCUCAUUACUCGGGCUAUUCACGUCAACCUCCAUGGCAGGAUCAGAUCGGCUGGGAGCCGACAGUUGUCGCGACACGAGUUGCCACUCCGUCGUCACGUCUGCAACCCUCUGGCCUUAGCGCCGGAUGAGUUUUGGUGA